AAAGUGUUGUUCUUCAGUCUCACUCAUUUCCAAUGCCCUGGGACAGAUUCAUUCACAACAUACUCAUACUUUAUAAUUUGAUUCAAGAAGAACAUGAGCCAGUGAAAAACAUUAACAGGAUUAAGCUACAGGGUUCAGAGGCAAGAGUAUCAGAGACAGACCAAAAAAGAUACUUGUGAACUGAGCUCAAAAUGAGAGCUCCUGUAAAACUCAUCGGCUUCGUCUUUUGGUUGUUUUUCUUUAAUUGUGGCCAAUGUCAAGAAUGUCUUCAAGAGGACAUCAAAUAUGAAAACACAGAACCAGUUACGAAAGCUUUAUACAAUAAUGGUGAAACAGUGAAAGUGAACUGCAUGACAGGUUUUACUGGCAUGUACAGAUUAAAGUGUGACAAGGGAACAUGGAAGAGAGUCAUUGAGCGACCAUGUGCAAAGAAAAAAUGCAGUCACCCAGGAGACACAGCAAAUGGUGAUUUUAAACUUAUAGCAGGGUCGGAGUUUGUUUUUGGAGCAACAGUGUUGUAUACUUGCAAGAAAGGAUUUGAAAUGACAAGCAGAAUCAAUCAGCGUACCUGCAGAGCUCAAGGAUGGGAUAAUACUGUCCCUACCUGUGAGGCUGUGAAAUGUCCAGCCAUUCACACAAAUGCGGAUGUGACUGCAUCAGGCAACACAGAAGAGGGAACUUAUGGUGAUGUAAUUCACUUUGAGUGUGUAUCUUCUAACAAAAAGAUAGACGGAAGUAGUGACAUUCACUGCACAGAGACGGGUGAAUGGAGUGACUCUGUUCCAACGUGCAAAGAGAUAACAUGCACAGCACCUGUUAUAUCAAAUGGUUUUGUUGUUGAGCCAGUUCAAGAAUACCCGAGAGAUGCCAUAUUAAAAUACAGAUGUUUACAAGGUUUUAAGCCUAAAGAGGGAAUCCCCAAAUGUGCUAAAUUUGGCUGGACUCUGAACCCAGAAUGUGAUGAAGUAACUUGUGAGCUUAAGUCAAUAAAAUUUGGAGUAAACAAGAUCAACCCAGAGGGAAAAACUCUUUUCAGAGCUGGAGAAAGUGUGGAGAUCACCUGCGCUGAAAGAUACUGGAUCUUUGGUACAAAAGAAACCAUCAGAUCAUUUACAUGUCAAGAGAACGGGAAGUGGGAUCAUGAGCCUGUUUGUGAGGAUAUUAGAUGUGAAGUUCCACGUGACCAGCAUGUGGAUUACCCAGAAUAUUACUUCAGAGGAGAUAUGAAAGUGGGAGCAAAAAAAACUUACUAUUGCAUGCGUGGGUAUGAACAAAAGGCAGCAGUGGCCACAUGUACACGAGACGGAUGGACUCCAAAACCACUGUGUGCUGAAAGAAUGUGUGCAGCACCAAUAAUCCCGAAUGCAGAGAUUGUGAGAGAUCAGAGACCAAAAUACUACAUGUAUUCAAGGAUACAAUAUAAAUGUCGUCCUGGGUUUGAACCAGAGCAGCUUGUAGAAAUCACCUGUGACUCCCAGUUUCAAUGGACAGGCAUACGGCAAUGCACUGCAAAACCAAAAUUGUGCCCUGAUCUAUCUGUGGAAAAUGGGUUCAUACACACCCUCUCCUCCAAUGAGGAAGAAAUCUUUUACUCCUGCGACACGGGUUAUAAACCAUUCAGUGGGAACUGGUGGGAUUCAGUGACCUGCAGCAAAGGCUCUUGGUCUGAAGAACCUCGGUGCAUCCGGAAGGAAGAGUGUGGUGCUUUUCCCAGUGUUCACCAUGGAAAACUAAAGCAAACAAAACAGAUCUUCCAUGAUGGAGACGCAGUAGCAUUUGAAUGUGAUCCAGGGUUCAUACCAACUCAACGCUUCAUAAAAUGUGUCAGUGGUACAUGGGAGACACCAGUUUGUGAGGUGGAUGUACGUUGUGACAUUCCUCCAAAGGUGGAAAAUGCAUUCAUAACAUCUAAACCUGAAGAAUUUUAUGUACAUGGAUCUAGUGUAACAUACGUAUGUGGAAGCUCGUUCUCAAUGAAUGGGAAAAGCACAGUUUUCUGCCGCAGGGGAACUUGGGAAGAAGUGCCAACAUGUAAAGAGGUAAUAUGUGUUGCAAACCUGACAGCGAACAUGAGAUCAGACGUCACUGAGGACAGACGCACAGGGCCUGAGGUUUCAGUCAGAUCUGGACACACAAUAACUCUUUCAUGUGUUGGGAAGGGAGUGAAAUUACAAGGAAGUAGCAAAAUCACCUGCUUGCCAGAUGGACAAUGGGAAGACCCAUUCCCUAAAUGUGUAGGAGAGGCAACAUGUCCUCUAAACACAACAGUGGAAGACUUAAAAAUGGAGCGAUCCCCUGAUAUUGAGGGUCCCGUCAAACAUGGACAAAAGUUAAAAUUUUCAUGCAAAAGAGAAGGGUUCAAAUUAAAAGGAGAGAGAGAAAUCACCUGUCUGCCAAAUGGAGAAUGGAGCAGCUCUUUUCCUGAAUGUGAAGCUGAGACCACAGAUGAGGUAGUGUGUCCUAUAAACACAACAGUGGAAGGCUUAAAAAUGGAGCGAUCCCCUGAUAUUAAAAGGCCCAUCAAACAUGGACACAAGUUAAUAUUUUCAUGCAAAAGAGAAGGGUUCAAAUUAAAAGGAGAGAGAGAAAUCACCUGUCUGCCAAAUGGAGAAUGGAGCAGCUCUUUUCCUGAAUGUGAAGCGGAGACCACAGAUGGUCAGCCAGACAUAAAUUGAAAAAAAGCUGGAGUAAAACACAGAGAUCUGCUGAUCCCACAGAUGUGAAUGAAGAUGGACAGACAUGCUGCUGCAGCAACACACACACACACACACAUCCACACACACUUGCCUGAUGCCUCAAUAUACUUGCUCAUGUUACAGUUAUAUGGCAUUGUGUUAACACUGCUUCAGAAUAAAGCUUAACAUUCAAACUAUUA
This is a messenger RNA of Ctenopharyngodon idella (grass carp), 2875 nucleotides long. RefSeq names its product complement factor H (gene cfh). Gene Ontology annotation, biological process: leukocyte tethering or rolling; response to cytokine; heterophilic cell-cell adhesion. Gene Ontology annotation, cellular component: external side of plasma membrane. Gene Ontology annotation, molecular function: sialic acid binding; oligosaccharide binding. The record is from RefSeq and is a predicted model, not a curated record. The transcript has 18 exons. Bases 192 to 2675 code for a protein of 827 amino acids. Lineage: Eukaryota; Metazoa; Chordata; Actinopteri; Cypriniformes; Xenocyprididae.